AUGGCUGGCAAUUUUUGGCAGAGUUCACACUACGACCAGUGGAUAUUCGAGAAGCAGGAACUGCUCAGAAUGCGCAGCGAAGAUCUGAAGAUUUAUACCGAAGAGGAGUACCAGAAGUUAAUGAUAUUCUGGGCAAAUCUCAUACAGACCCUUGCCGUUGAAGGCAUACAGCAAGGCCAUCCGAAAACACGAAUGCAGGUAAUUGCAACUGCAAUCGUUUAUUUCAAACGUUUCUAUGCUCGACGCUCUUAUAAAGAUGUUGAUCCACUUCUUAUUGCUUGUGCUUCCGUGUUCCUUGCGUCAAAGGUUGAGGAACACGGUCUUAUGUCCAUGUCCAAUCUCAUCAAAACAAUCCCCAAUUGUCUGAAAAAAUGGCCUAACCUUACAUACGAUGCAUCGUCGAAAAAUAGUGGUCUAUAUGAUGCUGAGUUCAUAUUGGUCGAAAUGCUCGACUGCUGUCUUGUAGUUUACCAUCCGUAUCGCCCUCUCACUACAAUGCUGCAGGUUAGAACAAACUUUGGCAUUAUUUCCCCUUGUGGUGGGAGGGGGGAGGAGGGAUUGUCACUUCUAUAA
Messenger RNA from Cooperia oncophora, 573 nucleotides. NCBI's taxonomy places the organism in Eukaryota, Metazoa, Nematoda, Chromadorea, Rhabditida, Trichostrongylidae. The record is from the annotation of a GenBank genome assembly.